GAGAGAAGGGAAAGACGCCCCCGCACGUACGUACGUCAUCGACGCCUCUCUCAAGACGCCCAGAAAAAAACGACGCCUGUGCCGACGCCGCGACGCAGUCAGUGCCGACGAAUUAAACACCAAAUAGCCAGUCGCAGAUCUCGACUCGCUAUACCGCCAACUUAGUAGACGAACGACCAAGUGAGCAAAUAGAAGAGUAGCCGACGAAGAAGCAACAAACGACGACAAAAUGUUUAAGAACCACCUUGAAAUGAUCAGUCUCAACGAGACCCCCUCGAAAAAGGCCAAGUUUUGGCAGUCCUUUGUCAGGUCCCUUAAAGGCUCCGAUGACCUGAGGGCCUCCGACACCUACUCGUCCAGACCCAGGGGCAUCUUCCGUCCAUUGAGCGAUCUACCCGAGCUCUCCACUGGUUGGCCCUUCGGCAAAUCCAUCUACGAUGACCCCAGUGCAGCUGCCGAACGUAUCCACGUUCCUGGAUACCGUUACGAUCCUUUGCACCGCGACACCUACGGAUACUCACCCAGGCCGAUUUUCCCCCACAACUACGGCUCCUUGGACAGAUACAGGCCUGCCUACCACGUAACUAAACCACGUCCCUUCGACGCCGAUGCUGCCUGGAGAGACCACAUCGACCGCGUGAAGGGUCGCGAGCCCAGCCAAUGGCCAUCCAGCAUUUUCCACACCACUUACCCCUUCUCCCGCUACCCGCUCUACUUGGUCUACAGCAAGAGACCACCCCCAUCUACCGACAAGUACGACCCGCACAGGUCCUGGUUGAACCAUUUGGACCGUCUUGCCGAACUCGACAAGUUGUAUCCCACCUUGUGGCCAAUGACCGGAAGCAAAUUGAGCCCUACACCGAUUAAGCCAGGCGCAUUCAGCCCCCGCCCCUCUGAGGUGGCGUUCAACUAUGCCGGACAACCGAUCUGGUCGCGACCACGUAAGGGAAUUUUUUCAGAAAUGCUCAAUCCCUCGCCCUCUCUACCAAUUUCAGCGGUAACCCGUGACCCUUUCUGGUGGGAUUCCCCGUUGAAACCCGCAACGGUGCACAACCCCUGGGGUAAAUCCCCGUUUUACCUGCGCGACUCGUAUCUGUCGCCCGUCAAAAGGACGUUCCUGUGGGACAAGCACCCCAUCAGACCGUUCGACCGCCACGUGGUUUUACACCAGAAUUGGGAAAUUGCUGCCGUCUACUAAGUGGGUCGAUGAUCACCAAAAACACCACCAAUAAAACGCACUUUCAAGCGACUGACUGAAAGAAAAUUAAAUUUAAAAAAAAACUGCUUUUCACCACCUGUUCGCAUUUUUUUUGAACCGGUGCUUAAGUGUUCACUCAUUAAUUUAAGUGCCUUAUUAUAUACAACUUUUAUUUUAUUUUAUUUAUUUGUGUCCUCUGAGAUUCAUAUUGUGAAUUAACGUGUCUCUCCAUUCCAUCUUAGAAAGCGAUAUGACUUCAGAAGGGCACGUUAUAAUUUUUAAGUAAUUUUCGGUAUUUUAAUUGUUAUAAUAUUGUACGUAUAACUGUUAAUGUAAUAUCGGGAUAGAUACGAAGAUAUGGAAAUAAAACACUCUGGAAACCAA
Messenger RNA from Anthonomus grandis grandis, 1582 nucleotides. RefSeq lists its product as uncharacterized. The transcript is spliced from 7 exons. The record is from RefSeq and is a predicted model, not a curated record. NCBI's taxonomy places the organism in Eukaryota, Metazoa, Arthropoda, Insecta, Coleoptera, Curculionidae. Bases 230 to 1198 code for a protein of 322 amino acids.